CAGUAAUUGAAAAGCAGAAAAAACGAGCCUUGGACAGUUAUAUAUUCAAAUAAUCUAUUUAAAUGCGUAAAUGUGAUGAUAUUAAACGUUUAACUCACCUAUAACCUGUCAGCAUUCCCCAAUCGAGCUUCAUGUCUGAAUUGAUAUGAUCGCAUCCUUCCUUUAUCUGAGUUCAUCUUGUCCGAGCUUCGGUACUGACUAACUUAUAAAGUUAUUAUGAGUCUCACAUAUAGGCCAAACACCCAAGAAUUGAGACAGCUGAAUUGUGUAAACAGUAAACACAUACCAGGUAUAGAUUGAUCGACUCCCACAUUUACAUUAUAUCUAUGCAUACUGAUGAAUAAUGUGAAACCCUCAUCACAUAAGUAUCAAUGAAGUAGCUAACAAAUUACAAUUAAGACUUCACAAACUCCAACCACUAACCUUCAUAAUGCACUAAUCUGUGAUGGCUGCUCUAAUAAGCCCAUUUACUCCCUCAAAUCACACCCCAUGCCCAACCCAUCCUCUAACUCUUCUUCCAAAAUCCACCUCCCUCAAAGAAAUCAAGCAAAUCCAAGCCUAUACCAUCAAAACCCACCUCCAAAAUGACCGCCAUGUCCUCACCAAACUCCUCAAUGCCUGCACUCUUACUCCUACUGCUUCCUCCAUGGACCAUGCUCACCAUCUGUUCGAUCAAAUUCCCCAACCAGACAUUGUCCUCUUCAACACUCUCGCUCGAGGCUAUUCCCGAUCCGCCACGCCACUCAAAGCCAUUUACCUAUUUGUGAAAGCCUUAAAUGACAAUCUUCUUGCUGACAGUUACACAUUUCCUUCUUUACUUAAAGCUUGUGCUAAUGCUAAGGCCUUUCAAGAGGGUAAACAAUUGCAUGGUCUAGCCAUCAAACUUGGGUUAAAUCACAAUGUUUAUGUGUUUCCUGCACUUAUAAAUAUGUAUACUGAGUCUAGUGACGUUGAUGGAGCUCGACGUGUGUUUGAUAAUAUACCACAACCUUGUAUUGUUUCUUAUAAUGCUGUCAUUAUGAGUUAUGCUCGGAGUAGUAGGCCUAACGAAGCAUUGGCGUUGUUUCGUGAUUUGCAAGUAAAAGGACUGAAACCUACUGAUGUCACCAUGCUUAGUGUUUUAUCAUCUUGUGCUUUACUGGGAGCAUUAAAUUUAGGGAAGUGGAUGCAUGAGUAUGUCAAGAAGAAUGGUUUUGAUAAUUAUGUCAAAGUCAAUACUGCUCUUAUAGAUAUGUAUGCCAAGUGUGGGAGCUUGGAUGAUGCAAUUUCUGUCUUUGAGGGCAUGAGGGUAAGAGAUACACAGUCUUGGUCAGCCAUAAUCAUGGCUUAUGCAACUCAUGGACAGGGCCAUAGAGCUAUAUCGAUGUUCGAUAAAAUGGGAAAGGCAAGACUAGUGCAACCUGAUGAAAUAACAUUUUUAGGUUUAUUGUAUGCCUGUAGUCAUACUGGGUUAGUAGAUGAGGGUUUUGAGUAUUUCUAUGGUAUGAGUAGAACAUACGGGAUUAAUCCCGGUAUCAAGCAUUACGGGUGUAUGGUGGAUUUGCUAAGUCGAGCUGGGCGGUUGGAUGAAGCUUAUAAGUUCAUUGAUGAAAUGCCAAUCAAGCCUACACCCAUACUAUGGCGAACCUUGUUAUCUGCCUGUAGUAGCCAUGGUAAUCUGAAAUUAGGGAAACUUGUGCUGGAGCAAAUAUUUGAACUAGAUGACUCUCACGGAGGAGAUUAUGUGAUACUAUCUAACAUGUAUGCAAGAGCUGGGAAAUGGGAAGAUGUGGAUUCCUUGAGGAAAUUAAUGAUUGAUAAAGGCGUGGUUAAGAUUCCAGGAUGUAGCUCCAUAGAGGUAAACAAUGUGGUGCAUGAAUUCUUCUCCGGAGAGGGAGUGCAAUACAGUUCUUCAAAUUUGCAUCGUGCGCUUGAUGAGUUGGUGAAGGAAUUAAAAUUGGUUGGUUAUGUGCCUGAUAUUUCUCAAGUUUGUCAUGCUGAAUUAAAUCACCAAGAGAAAGAAAUGAGUCUCAGAUAUCAUAGUGAAAAACUAGCCAUUACUUUCGGGCUUCUUAACACACCACCAGGGACAACUAUCCGUGUGGCAAAGAAUCUUCGCGUUUGUGGAGAUUGCCAUUCUGCUGCAAAAUGCAUAUCAUUGAUUUCUCAUAGGCAAAUAAUCCUUAGAGAUGUCCAACGGUUUCAUCACUUCAAAGACGGAAAAUGCUCGUGCGGGGAUUAUUGGUAGUAUAAGGGCAGUGAACUAAAAUUCCGGCCUCCUUAAAACAUUUCUCUAGCACAUCAUGUGGAAGGAUGAUAUGAAGGGCAAGAGUGGUUCUGUAAAUUUUCAUAAGGCUCGUGGCUGAGUACAUGACUAUUAAUGCACAGCAGCUGGUAUGCAUCAUUUUUCUUUUUCGUUUAUUUUAUAUUUUGGAGCAUCCGAGAAUUCGAUGAUAAUUACUCAUCAUAGGAAGAAAUACAUACUCGUCUGUAACGAGUGCAUAAUAUUUUUUACAGGUAAAGUUGUAGAGUUACAUAAGUAUUUCCGAAAACAGAUUCGAUAUGCCGAUUCGAUAAGUUUCCGGUUGUAUCUUUUGAUAUGGAUUUGUUAUUUUGUACCAGGACCAUCAUAUAUACUUCAAUAAUGA
This is a messenger RNA of Mercurialis annua (annual mercury), 2627 nucleotides long. RefSeq names its product pentatricopeptide repeat-containing protein At2g02980, chloroplastic. The record is from RefSeq and is a predicted model, not a curated record. Gene Ontology annotation, biological process: RNA modification. Gene Ontology annotation, molecular function: RNA binding; zinc ion binding; protein binding. The transcript has a single exon. The coding region runs from base 446 to 2227 and encodes 593 amino acids. Lineage: Eukaryota; Viridiplantae; Streptophyta; Magnoliopsida; Malpighiales; Euphorbiaceae.